CGAACGUCGGUAUCAGUGUGACGACGGCGGUGUAAGCUGGAAUUAGGUUCAUGUGGUGUACGCAACAGGAAACCCACUAGGUCAGGGAAUUGUACUCAGUUAUUACGUGAUCUGUUCACAAACAUUUUAACACUGGAUCCACAUGGGAAUAACGGUGUGGACGUUCAAUUUAAGACGGGUAAAAAGAUGAAAAAACGCAAGGAGCUUGACGCCCUUGUCGGCAAUGGCAAGUUGGUCAAGAAGAAAAAACGAUCAGACACUGGUCAUGAACUGCUUCGAAUGCACGACUCGUCGUCCGAGAUAGAAGAAUUUUGCGCAAGGAAAACUGUUAUCAGAAAGCCGUCUAGGACGCGAAUAUGUGCGACAUGCUUUCCCAUCUGUGCAUUCAUACUGGUUGUAGCGUGUAUAGCGGUAUGUAGCGGACUUGUCUGGAUGAACCUGGACUUGAAGAGAGAUGUAGACCAACUUAGACAUAGGCUUCAAAAAGUGGAAGCCAGUAAUGGUGAUAAUUCGGGUACCAUGAGUGCACUUGGCUCGAGUUUAGACAAACUUAAUGAAGAUUUAGACACAUUCAAAAAUGAAGAUAAAGACAAAAUAAACAAAUUACAUAGUGAUGUAAACGAUAUUUUAUCUCAGAUUGAUUAUCUUAAUAAAACAGCCAAACAAUUAACAGAUAGUGUAGAUUCGGCCAAAGAGUUGCUUGCUGUACCAUCUGCUGUGCUCACGUUGCAAAAGAGUGUGGCAACACAGGGAAGCGAUAUCAAUGGCGUUCAAGAACACGUCACUGGCCUCCAGUCUGCACAAAGACAAACCGAGGAUGACGUUGAUAAAAUCAAAUCAGAUGUACAGGCUUUAACUUCUCGCUUGGACAGUUUGGAGCUCUCCAGUAUUUCAAACUCUAAUGUAGAAUCCAAUAAUGUCCAGAAACCAACUCCACAUCCUCCAACAACUUUAGCAAAAAUAAUUCAAGCUACAACGUUAGCACCGCCGCCGCCAGCAGUAGUUGUGACAGAAGCUGCCAAUGCACAGCAAGAAGUGAACAUGGAAGUUGAUGAGAAAGAGCACAUAUCCGAUGGAAAUGAUGCAGAAAAGCUAGUUUCACAGCAGAAAAUAGAAAGAGUUGAAGAUGACUUAGAAGACAUGAACGUCACCUUAAACAACUUGACUGAUGAGUAUAACGAGUUAUUAAAUCGAAUAGUAACAUUAGAAAAUCCACCUACCAGCCAAUCCAACGACACAGAUCUGGAUAUCCAACAAAUGUACGAUGACUUGCAUGCAUUGAUGGAUCGACUAUCUAACAAUAAUGCAACAUCAUCGCCAUCAUCAGACGACAGUGAACUUACUUCUGAUACUUUACUUACAAUAGAAGAUACUGUGCACAAUAUGACGGUGAUAGUAAAUGAUCUGAAAACUAGGGUUGAUGAGUUGAACCCCAAUGAUUUGAAUAACAACCUUUUGAACGUGAAUACCACACUCGGCAUGCAGCAGAUUUUACAGAAUGCAGCGGAUAAGAUGAAAGAGGAAAAUGGUGUAGUGAUAAGUCAACUACAGACAAAUAUGAAUACUGUAUGGACUCAGAUGACAACACAGACUAACACCAUUACGGAUAUGCAAGAAGACAUUGCAAAGAUUAAAAUCACAAUUCAACAACUUGAAGAAUCUCCAGCAGCGGCCCACGAGUCAGAAAAUGUGAAUACAGAGCAAGCAGCAGACCAAGAGCUCCCAGAAGAAGAGUUUGAGCAACCAGGUGCUGAAGCAGGUCUGGGACAACCAGUCGAAACAGGUUUGGAACAACCAGCCACUGAAGCAGGUUUGGAACAACCUGCGCCUGAAGCAGGUUUGGAACAACCUGCGCCUGAAACAGGUUUGGAACAACCAGCCUCUGAAGCAGGUUUGGAACAACCAGCCUCUGAAGCAGGUUUGGAACAACCAGCCUCUGAAGCAGGUUUGGAACAACCAGCCUCUGAAGCAGGUCUGGAACAACCAGUUGAAACAGGUUUGGAACAACCAGCCUCUGAAGCAGGUUUGGAACAACCUGCACCUGAAGCAGGUAUGCAACAACCAGGCCCUGAAGAUCUUGAAGAAACGGCCCCUGAAGCGGGUCUGGAACAACCAGUUCCAGGAGAAGAAGCACAAGAGACAUUACCAACCAGCGCAUCACCUCAUCUACAGACGAUUUCCUUGCCCGGUAUAUCAACUACAGAAAUGAUGAUUAACCAAUUUUAUUCAUGGGAUAAAGACAGUGACGGUUUUGUCAGCUACUUGGACUUGUCUGAAUUCUUUGGUGCAUUUAUGCCAUCUGAACAAAUCCUUAACCAGUUUGAUUUUGAUCAUAAUGGAAAGUUUGAUAAAGAUGAAUUGGCAAUAGCUUUAGGAUUUUUAGAAGUUCCUCAAGCACCUGUACCGGAUAAUAAUGACCAGGAGAGUCGAGAUUUACCAAACCCUUCCGGGAAUCAAUCAGGUCCUGGUGAAUCAACAGAUAAGCCAGGCACAUGUCCCGUAGUUGCUUCAGAAGUGAUUGGUACUUGUAGUGAAAUGUGCACAAGUGAUGCAUCCUGCCCAGGUAUUCUCAAGUGUUGUUCCAAUGGUUGUGGUCAUGGUUGCACAAAUCCAAUCCUCAAUGCAGGACAACCAUCGCAAUAGUUCACCUUAUGCUACAUUUUCUACUGGUACCACAAAAGCGUCAAUUACUGGAAAAAAAAUGCAGCUACAACAAGAGCACUCUCUAUCAGCAGCGGAAAGACAGAAGCUAUGGCGAGCACAACAGGCAGCUGCAAAACAAAAAUACCACCCUAAAUAUCCAUUCCGUAACCGUCAUAACAAGCAGUGAUAAAGAGGAUACGAAUACUGUUUGCUGUAAAUCACUUGACAGGAUACAUCAGAAUUUACUUACAAAGAAAAAUUUAAUUUACAAUUACAUUUAGCAUUUAUCUGUAGCAAUUGCUUAGUGAUACCGCUGUAAUUUUGUUUAUUAACUUGUGCAAAUUAAACACAAAAAUAAUAGAACCCAAAAUAUUUGGUUUCCGUAUCAACAACCUAGCAGAAAACCAAUCACAGCUUGUCUAGAAACGGUAAUGCCAUAUCCAGGCACCUUCUCACCAGAUCCAGGUAGCUUUACACCUCAUCCGGACACAGCAAUCCCAAAUCCAGACACCUUCAAUUCAAAUCCAGGCAAUCAACCUGAUCCAAGCUACUUCCCUUAUGUUUAGGAGAUGUGUGGCUGCAAAUCUUGUCGCUUUGAACUUUUAAACACUCAUUUGCAUAAGUUAUAACUCAAUAAGCCAAUUUCUAAGAUACUUUGAUGAAAGUUUUUUUUUUUUUACUUUGUAAAUCUUUAUUUCUGUUAUGGGUUGCAGGGUGUGCAGCUCCAAUGUACUUUAUGAAACCACUCUUGUGGUGUGUUUUUUAUUACAAAAUUAAAUCAAAAUGGUUGUUGAAAUGUUUUCAUUUUUGGUAUAAAUGUGCUUUUCUAGUCUUAAGGAGACUGAUUUCAACACAUCUUGUAUACUGUAGAAUACUUUAUUUUCGCUUGGAAUUAAUUUUCGCUGUAGGAAUGAUUCAGUGAUAACAAGACCCAACACUAUAACUUUUUUCCUUAGUUUACAUUCAACUCAUCGAAAAUCAGUGAAAAUAAAUUACAUACAAAACACCCAAGAAAAUUAAUUCUAGCUAAAAUAAAGUACUUCACAGUAGUAUGCUGCUUUGAAUAAACUCGUCAUGUAUUAAAUUUAUAGCCAGUAUUCUAAUGGAAUCUGUGUAGUUUAUAUUUGCUGUUAUCUAAAAUUCUCAGAGUACAAAGAUGUUUUAAAAAAUUCAGCGAUUAAUGUAGUGUAAAAUAAUAUUGCAAUUUAGGUGUAUAGUUUUGUAAAUUUGCAUUCCUAAUCUGAAAUGUACGCUCACCAGGAGAAUUGAACUUCAUCACUCUGAUGAUUUUGUACUUAAUGCUUAGUGUCACAGCCAGGCUUUGUAAUUGUCAAGUGAUACACAUGUAAAUAUCUUGUAGGUUUGAGUUAGGUAUGAGAAUUAAGGUCCCAUUAGCCAAAUUAUCAGUUGUCUGGUUGCUUGGUAAGCAUUAGGGAAGAUGGGAUUACCAGUCAUGUUGAUACACCUGUAGUUGCCAGGAAUAUAGUUCACUUUACUAGCUCAGUUGUAUCAUGUGUAUUCAAGUUGCAGAAAACUGGGAUUAACUGUUUUGCCAACAGCUGGUUAUAAAACUUCCCUUCCUCCCUUGUUUGUGUCGCACCGCCACACUCAGUAACUUAGCAACCAGGGACCUAUUUUUCAUUCAAAUUAUAACUUGUCAUUUGUGUAAAGCAUGUGGUAUUACGGUAAAUUGUUAAUGUGAUCAGGACAUGGAAAUAUGAGAAAAUGUAAAAUAUAUUGAAUAGCUUGUUUUAUAUUUCCCCUUUUGUCGGUACUUUUCUCGUCAACUGCUCCCUUUUUGUGUUGACUUGUAAAUAGGACAUUUAUUUUGACACUAAUUUUAUCUGGACCUCAUCAUUUAUGGAUGUAAUUCUGUGUCUGUAAGGUGCUUUUGAGUAAUUUUUGUUUUACCUUUUUUGGAAGAUAAUUGCUUUAUUUGGCAGAAUGGUACUUUCAUCAUAUGAAUAAUUAAUAUUUCCUUAUUUGGGACUUAACUGCCGUAUAUGGCAGAUUGAAUAAUUAAGGUGCAGUAAGAUGGAUACCUUGUAUUGCCAUAUAUGGAGAACUUCUAAAACUUUUAUAUGUGAAUACAAGUACAUAUGUGCUAAAGCUUACUCUUUUUUUAUAGCCAUCAAUCUGAAAUGGUUUUCUCUUAACUACUGUGUAGAUAUGUGUUGGAACGAUAUCAUGUUUUAUAAAUAUAUAUAUUGUCAAAUGUUAUCAAAUUUAAGCACCGAUAUUUUUAAAGGUGGCACCCUUCAAAACUUGUUAUAUUAAAGAUAUGUAUGUUAAAACAAUUAUUGUAAAAGUCAUGUUGAAAAGACAACAAAGGAGGAAUCAGUGCUUGUAGUUUCAUCCAUGAAUCAGUGAUGUGUUAUUUUUUAAGGGUGACAUCUUUACAAAAUCAGCUUGUCCAAAAUGGUGAUUUGGGUUCUAACUAUGCAUUGUGAUAAAUUGUUUGUAUUUUAAGAAGGAAUAUUAUUUUUUAUGUGCAACUGUGUUGCUGUUGUACAUGUGAUUAUUGGGCAAUUUCUGUAUAAAAAAAAAAAUUGUAAGAACGUAAAAAAUAUGUGUAAUGCUAUGGUCUUACAAUAAUAAAAGUAUUGUAAAUCUAA
This is a messenger RNA of Saccoglossus kowalevskii, 5258 nucleotides long. RefSeq lists its product as uncharacterized. Lineage: Eukaryota; Metazoa; Hemichordata; Enteropneusta; Harrimaniidae. The record is from RefSeq and is a predicted model, not a curated record. Gene Ontology annotation, cellular component: extracellular region. Gene Ontology annotation, molecular function: calcium ion binding; peptidase inhibitor activity.